Messenger RNA from Ipomoea nil (Japanese morning glory), 1580 nucleotides. RefSeq lists its product as uncharacterized. The record is from RefSeq and is a predicted model, not a curated record. NCBI's taxonomy places the organism in Eukaryota, Viridiplantae, Streptophyta, Magnoliopsida, Solanales, Convolvulaceae. The transcript is spliced from 2 exons. Gene Ontology annotation, molecular function: protein binding. The coding region runs from base 82 to 1443 and encodes 453 amino acids.
CACGUGUGUCGUCCGGCCACCUAUAUAUUGCCAGUAAGAGCAGAGCUGAGCUUUGCUCUUUUGCACUCAUGAACAGUAACAAUGUUAUCCAUUUCGGAGUCACAAAAGAACAAAAUGUUGUCCCUUUUGGAAACCGCAGCCAAAGAAAACAACGUAGAUCUUCUGUACGAAACAAUAAUCCCAGAAAACCCAAAGAUCCUCAAAGAAAUCGAGGACACCCCAUUCGCAGACACGCCGCUGCACGUGGCGGCGGCAAAUGGAAACGCCAUUUUCGUGGCGGAAAUGAUGAGCUUAAUGCCGUCUUUUUCCCGGAAGCUGAACCGUGAGGGGCUAAGCCCGUUGCACCUGGCUGUGCAAAACGGGCAUCUGGAAACCGCGAGGGAGAUGAUAGAGCUGGAGGGUGGGCUGAUUCGAGUGGCGGGGAGGGGAAAGAUGACGGCGAUGCACUCCUUGGUCUCCGUUAUCGGUAACGGCGACGACAGUGGUGAUGUGAAGAAGAAAGUGGAUCUGUUGAUUGAUUUUGUUUGGGCAUGCCCUGAAGCCGUUACGGACGUGACGGUUGAAGGCAAAACCCCGCUGCAUAUUGCGGUGGCUUCGAAGAGUGUGGAUGCUUUUAAAGUGCUGUUUGGUUGGGUGUGUAGGACUGGGCAGAAUUCUGUGUUGGAGAAGCAGGAUAUUGAUGGCAACAAUUUGAUGCAUUUGGCUGCGCUCACUCAUCAAACUCAGGUUAUGAGAAGACUAAAGGGGUUUGUGUCUCUAACCAAAGAAAACAAACAAGAGAAAGAAGAAGACAUAUCAAACCAACAUCGCCGCACAUUCUUCAUGUCCCAAGAGACAUUUGUGCAAAAAUUCAUCCGUGUUAUUGUGUGCGCGCACACCGGCAUGUCCAUGGAAAAGCGCAACAUGAUGUUAGUGGUGGCGACGCUGGUGGCCACGGCCGCCUACCAAGUCGCCCUCCAACCCCCUAGCGGCAUCGCGCCACCAGAAACCCCCGAUCCCACAACACCCAAAAUCGAUUUGGAGUACAAUUUCUUCGGAUUAUCAAUGUCAAGCCGUGCCAGCCUAUUCAAUGUGUUUGUGCCUAUGAACACAUUGGCGUUGAACCUCUCUUUAGCAUUGAUACUAUUCGUACUCCCCCGUGAUUUUGGGAGUGGUGUGUUAUUACAGUUCACAUUGCUAGCGAUGUCGGGUAGCUACAUCACAGUGCUGCGAUACAUAUUAGACAAGCAUAAACUACCUUUUGUGUUGUCGGAUGUUAUUUACUGCAUGUUUGCUGUGGCUUUAAUUGUACACGUUGGAGUUUACCAAUUAAGAAGAGAUCGGCGGCGGACGCGCCAGCCUUCUAAUUUCAACUUGCAGAUAGAGACCGUGCUCCGCUCACCUGCCCUAACCACUGCACUAACCCCAAAUGCCAAUGAAUUGAAGAUCACUGCAGGGAAUUGAAUAUAUUUACUUUGUUUUUUUUUUUUUUGUUUGAUGUUUAAUUAUAAUUUUUGGGUGUACGUUAGAAAAUUACACUCUAUUUGUGUUGUUGGGUAUGAUGUGUGAAGUCAAAAUAUAUAUGUUGGAGUAACUUAACA